Messenger RNA from Trichogramma pretiosum, 1526 nucleotides. It is a transcript of the gene Nf-YB, whose product is annotated as nuclear transcription factor Y subunit B-3. Lineage: Eukaryota; Metazoa; Arthropoda; Insecta; Hymenoptera; Trichogrammatidae. The record is from RefSeq and is a predicted model, not a curated record. Gene Ontology annotation, biological process: regulation of transcription by RNA polymerase II. Bases 235 to 951 code for a protein of 238 amino acids. Gene Ontology annotation, molecular function: RNA polymerase II cis-regulatory region sequence-specific DNA binding; DNA-binding transcription activator activity, RNA polymerase II-specific; protein heterodimerization activity. Gene Ontology annotation, cellular component: CCAAT-binding factor complex; nucleus. The transcript is spliced from 2 exons.
CACUUGUUGUUGUGUGCGCGAUAUUGCGGGAGAGAACACAGUCGCGUCGCGUCUGCACAAGCAGCAGCAGCAGCAGCAACAGCUGAUCGUGUAUAACUCCGUUAUAUCUCACUCCCGCACGCACGCAUAUAUAAACAAACAAAAUAUAUAAGUAGUGCGUCGUAAGCAUAUAAUUUGCAAGCGCGCGCGUGUCGAAUCCCAAAAGUGACGUACUUAAAGCCACCGAUCGCCAGCAUGGAGAACAGCGGGGAGAGCGGCGAGGACAGCGGAUCCCUCGGCACCGCGGCCUUCCUGGCCGGCAACAACAUCAGCAGCGGCUACAUCAUCCAUUCCGACGAUAUGGAAGAUGAUCCGGAAAACACGGACGACUCGAAUCACGCCUCGGACCAUCUGCACGGCGGCCACAGCGGCGGUGGCGGCACCCUGCGCGAGCAGGACCGCUUCCUGCCCAUCGCCAACGUCGCCAAGAUCAUGAAGCGCGCCAUCCCGGACGCCGGCAAGAUUGCCAAGGACGCGCGCGAGUGCGUCCAGGAGUGCGUCUCCGAGUUCAUAUCGUUCAUCACGUCGGAGGCGAGCGACCGCUGCCACAUGGAGAAACGCAAGACCAUCAACGGCGAGGACAUACUCUUUGCCAUGACCACGCUGGGCUUCGACAAUUAUGUCGAGCCGCUCAAGCUCUAUCUGCAGAAGUACAGGGAGGCGACCAAGGGCGACAAUCCCGUGCCGCCCAUCAAUCUGCUGCCGGCCGGCGGCGAGGACGGCAGUGGCGGCGGCGCGACAGCGGCGGUAGUGCAGGCCAUCAAAACCGAUCAGAGCCAGCAGUCGGUCACCUACGACGAUCAGAUAUUCACCAUCGCGUCGGCCGGUGACGCGGCCACCUCGGACGCGCCGAUCAUCUACAGCUACACGACGGGCGACGGUAUCACUCAGCAGUUUCAUCUGCAUCAGUGACCCUAAAGUGGAUCCUGUAUAGACGAACUUGAACAAUGAAUAAUGUCGAUGAAGCUAGAGAAGGCGAAGGAUCGCCAACGCUUUUUUUCAAGUAAUAAUAAGGAUAAUAAUAGGUGGUGAUUAACGUUUCAAAGACACAGUGGUGAUAUAAACAAGUGCUUUUUAACGAUUAAGUACUUUUGUAUAAUAAUAAUUAUAACUUAUUUUAUAGAUAAAAAUUAAGACUUAAAUGUACUUUUUUCUCUGAAUAAGGUGAGUUUUGUUUUUAUGACACUCAUAUAGAUUCAAGGUAUGAGCCAAAUUCACUGACUAAUGACACUUUUGAACUAUAUUUAUUAUUUGUAAAAACCCUAUUGGAUUGUAACAAUAUACAUACUCACAAGUAUACACACUCUAAGAUUAUCUCUGAACUGCUUCAGUGAAUAAUUAACUGCGUCACAAAACAGAAAAAGAAAUAAUCUUAGCACUGUACGAAUACAAAGAAAGUUUUGUUUAUUGAAAUCAUGUUGGUAUAAUAUUUAUCGGUAUAUUCUGGUAAAAAAAAUAGGCAUAUAAAUGCGUAUUGCAAAAAGUUA